This is a messenger RNA of Caenorhabditis remanei, 1080 nucleotides long. RefSeq lists its product as uncharacterized. The transcript has 4 exons. Gene Ontology annotation, molecular function: protein binding. Bases 1 to 1080 code for a protein of 359 amino acids. Lineage: Eukaryota; Metazoa; Nematoda; Chromadorea; Rhabditida; Rhabditidae. The record is from RefSeq and is a predicted model, not a curated record.
AUGAACAAUCCACCGCUAACCCAUAUUUUCCGCCUACCGUUUCGAGCAAUGGAAGAAGUAUAUAAGGGAUUGCACUCAAUAAUAAAAAUGAUUAGAAACCGUAUAAACAAUAAAUUCCCAAUCCUCCGUCUACCGUUUCUUGGCAUUCAAGAAAUAUUCAAAACGAUGGAUCCAAUCGAAAUAAUCAACUUCUCAAUGACUUCCAAACGAGCCAAAGCAGUAACAAAAAAUAUGAGCUUCUGUUCGAAAUAUACGAUCUGUCUUUAUAUAAAUAAAACAAUGGGAAUAUCAAUUGAGGGAAUCAAUAAUCUGGUAGCAUGUACUUAUCUAAUGACAUCAGACAAACAAAUGGAUGGAAAAACUGAGAAAGAUGAAAGUUAUGGUAACAUUUUACGGAGCGUUGUCAAAUAUACAAAUGAUCCAGUUGAGGAAUGGAAACAGUUGUGUAUAUAUGUAUUGGAAAUAUUCAACAGGCAGACAAUCGACAUUUUAACAACGACUAUGGAUGCAUUCGUAGAUCAGAACGUUCCAGUUAUUGAUUUUUUGAAGACAAGUGUGAAAUCAGUAAACAGCUGCAGUCUAUCUCAAAAGGAUAAAGCGAUCAAUGUAGAGAAGCAUACCGCUUAUUUCCUCGGUAAUAUACAAAUUAAUAGCGAGUUAUAUUUUGAUAUAUACAUUAAUAACGACGAUUUUAAUGGGCAAAUUCCAAAUAAUUUAAAGGAGUUAUAUAUCUUCAACUCGCAUUGGAUUGGAUUUGAGAGGCUGGUUGAUAUCGAUUGUAAAAAUGUGAUCCUGAGAAAUGAUCGGAUUUUGAAUAAAGAAUGGAAUUCGUUUAUCAAGAAAUGGGUAACGAUGGAGGCUCAGUUGAAUCUGGAAUGCCUGCAACUCGAUAACAGAGAACUAGUUAGAUUUAGAAAUCACGUAUUACAUGAUAUACCGCAUGAAGUGGUGGAUGGAGGAGUUAAACGGACCCUGAUAAGUAGUCAUGGUAGUCCGAGAGAGAUAAGCGGAGGGGUCGACAUCAGACGAAUCGAUGAAAAACGGCAACAUUCAUCGAGCAAUCUUAUGGAUUUUCGAUGA